CCGUUUCCCCCUCUCUCCUGCUCCAUCUCCCAGCCCAGCAUCGCCCCCGGCUGCAGGACAACCCCGCUGCCAAUGCCGUCCUGCCGGGCACGGACUGGGGGGAUCUCCUUCCCCUUCCCCGUGGCACGCAGGCAAAUGCCAUCCUCUCCUUGUCCUUCCUCCCCCAGACAAGGAGCUGAGGACAGAGCCCAGGGAGGACAAAUCCCCGCGGCAGAACCUGGUGGAAGAGGCCGUUUUGAGCAGCUCCAUGGUGCAGGAAUCCAACGGGGAGGAAAAGCCCCGGCGAUCCCGCAGGAGGAGGGGCUGCAAACGCAGCCCAGGGAGCUGUGAGGAGGAAAGACCCACCCUGUGCCGGGAAGGUGGCCGGAGAUCCAGCCAGAGCUCAAACCUGGUGGUCCAUGAGCAGCAUCACGCUAGGGAGAAACGCUUCAAGUGCUUGGAAUGUGGGAAGAGCUUCAGCCAGAGCUCCCACCUGAUUCACCACCAGAUGAUCCACACCGGGGAGAGGCCCUAUGAGUGUCCCGAGUGUGGGAAGAGGUUUCAGACCAGCUCCAGUCUCCUCCUGCACCAGCGGAUUCACACAGAUGAGAGGCCCUUCCGCUGCCCCGACUGCGGGAAGGGCUUCAGGUACAACUCCGACCUCACCAGGCACAAACGCAUCCACACCGGGGAGAGGCCCUACGAGUGUCCCGAGUGCGGGAAGAGCUUCUCCAGGAGCUCUCACUUGACCACACACCAACAGAUCCAUGUGGGGGAGAAACGCUUCAAGUGCUUGGAAUGUGGGAAGAGCUUCAGCCAGAGCUCCCACCUGAUUCACCACCAGAUGAUCCACACCGGGGAGAGGCCCUAUGAGUGUCCCGAGUGUGGGAAGAGGUUUCAGACCAGCUCCAGUCUCCUCCUGCACCAGCGGAUUCACACAGAUGAGAGGCCCUUCCGCUGCCCCGACUGCGGGAAGGGCUUCAGGUACAACUCCGACCUCACCAGGCACAAACGCAUCCACACCGGGGAGAGGCCCUACGAGUGUCCCGAGUGCGGGAAGAGCUUCUCCAGGAGCUCUCACUUGACCACACACCAACAGAUCCAUGUGGGGGAGAAACGCUUCAAGUGCUUGGAAUGUGGGAAGAGCUUCAGCCAGAGCACCACCCUGAUCCACCACCGGUUGAUCCACACAGGGGAACGGCCCUAUGUGUGUGGGGAAUGUGGGAAGAGCUUCAGCCACCGCUCCCACCUGAUUCGCCACCAGAUGAUCCACACAGGGGAACGGCCCUACAAGUGUGGGGAGUGUGGGAAGAGGUUUCAGACCAGCUCCAAUCUCCUCCUGCACCAGCGGAUUCACACAGAUGAGAGGCCCUUCCGCUGCCCCGACUGCGGGAAGGGCUUCAGGUACAACUCCGGCCUCACCAGGCACAAACGCAUCCACACCGGGGAGAGGCCCUAUGAGUGUCCUGAGUGUGGGAAGAGCUUCAGCCAGAGCAAUCACCUUAUCUGCCACCAGAAGAUCCACACCAGGGAGAGGCCCUAUGAGUGUCCCGAGUGUGGGAAGAGCUUCUCCAGGAGCUCUCACUUGACCACACACCAACAGAUCCAUGUGGGGGAGAAACACUUCAAAUGCUUGGAAUGUGGGAAGAGCUUCAGCCAGAGCACCAACGUGAUCUAUCACCAGAUGAUCCACACCGGGGAACGGCCCUAUGUGUGUGGAGAAUGUGGGAAGAGCUUCAGCACAAGCUCCCACCUGAUCCGCCACCGCCAGGUCCACACAGGGGAGAGGCUCUAUGUGUGUGGGGAAUGUGGGAAGAGCUUCAGUACGAGCGCCUACCUGAUUCGCCACCAGAUGAUCCACACUAGGAAACGGCCCUACGAGUGUGGGGAGUGUGGGAAGAGGUUUCAGACCAGCUUCAGUCUCCUCCUGCACCAGCGGAUUCACACAGAUGAGAGGCCCUUCCACUGCCCCGACUGCGGGAAAUGCUUCAGGUACAACUCCGACCUCACCAGGCACAAAAGCAUCCACACUGGGGAGAGCCCCUACGAGUGUCCUGAGUGUGGGAAGAGCUUCAGCCAGAGCAAUCACCUUAUCUGCCACCAGAAGAUCCACACCGGGGAGAGGCCCUAUGAGUGUCCCGAGUGCGGGAAGAGCUUCUCCAGGAGCUCUCACUUGACCACACACCAACAGAGCCACCAGUAAGGGAAGCCCUGCAAGUGCCCCAAGUGUAGGAAGAGCUCCAACUUCAUCUCGCAGCAGAGGAUCCAUGUGGGGUGAUGCACAGUGACCCCCGUUGGGCAGAGACCUGGUGACCCCUGUUCCAGAUGAUCCCCAUGGUUGCAGGGAAUGUUUGAGAGAUUUAUUUCACUUCUCAUUCUCGUACUCUGAUUUCAUUGCUAAUAAAUGCAAUCCCUGUCC
Molecule: messenger RNA, 2398 nt
Organism: Corvus hawaiiensis (hawaiian crow)
Lineage: Eukaryota; Metazoa; Chordata; Aves; Passeriformes; Corvidae
Product: zinc finger protein 850-like
Exons: 7
Coding region: 248-2182 (644 amino acids)
Biological process (GO): regulation of transcription by RNA polymerase II
Molecular function (GO): DNA-binding transcription factor activity, RNA polymerase II-specific; RNA polymerase II cis-regulatory region sequence-specific DNA binding
Source: RefSeq, a predicted model, not a curated record